AUGGAGUUUUGCUGGAAGAUUACAAGACAGAGGUUUAUGGGCAAAUUCAGAUUCCCUCUUCAGCUUCUUAUUUGCUGCUGCUUUUUCUUCUUCUGCUAUUCUUGUCUGCGUGGAAUUUACGGUGCCAAAAACCAGGAACCUCCUUUAGGAACUAGUCGUGUGUUGCCUCAUGAAGCUGAUAUUUACUUGCAGGAGAAGACUUUACAUGAAAAUAAUAAUUGGGAGAUAGCUAAAGUGAGCAUGGGUGGGUCUAGAAGGCUAUUGGGUGGGCCGGGAUCAUCGCCACCGCGUUGCACGUCCAAAUGUGGUAGAUGUACGCCGUGCAAACCGGUUCACGUGCCAGUGCCGCCUGGAACACCGGUGACUACCGAGUACUACCCGGAGGCGUGGAGGUGCAAAUGUGGCAACAAGUUAUACUUGCCCUAA
Messenger RNA from Fraxinus pennsylvanica, 426 nucleotides. The record is from the annotation of a GenBank genome assembly. NCBI's taxonomy places the organism in Eukaryota, Viridiplantae, Streptophyta, Magnoliopsida, Lamiales, Oleaceae.